AUGGAAUUUCUCUUCCUAGCUACUACACACACCACUAGUAAUAGAUCCAUUAAGGUGAAGGUAAAGUGGCACCCACCCCCUCAAAAUUGGUAUAAGAUAAACAUUGAUGGAGCUUUCACUGAAGAAAAUCUACAUGGUGGCAUAAGUGGAUUCAUAAGAACCAAUAGAGGAAAAUGGAUGCUAGGAUAUUACAAAAAAUGUGAAUGCAUAACCCCAAUCCAUGCUGAACUGCUGGCCUUUCGACAAGCAUUGGAAACGAUUAUGCAAGGAAAUUUUAUACCAUGUGAAAUAGAAACGGACGCUACUGAGGUCAUACGUUUCAUGGAUGAAGAUUAUCCUACUUACAAUAGUUUGCUUAAUGAGUGCAGGUACUUCAUGGCGAAGCUAAUGGAGAUUGGGGAGAUCAGACUGAAGCAUAACUUUCGCGAGGGGAACAAAGUUGCACACCAACUAGCCAAGGAAGCACUACUUUAUCCUAGCUAUAAUAUUACUAGCUAUUUUGCGGAGCCUCCUAAUUUUGCUCUUAAUGUGUAUUCAGCUGAUAAGGAUGGUGGACGCCUGACUGCCGUACUGUAUUUGAGAUGUUGCCCUUUUCUCCAGGUGGGCACCUGA
Molecule: messenger RNA, 612 nt
Organism: Nicotiana attenuata
Lineage: Eukaryota; Viridiplantae; Streptophyta; Magnoliopsida; Solanales; Solanaceae
Exons: 2
Coding region: 1-612 (203 amino acids)
Molecular function (GO): RNA-DNA hybrid ribonuclease activity; nucleic acid binding
Source: RefSeq, a predicted model, not a curated record